Molecule: messenger RNA, 1888 nt
Organism: Olea europaea var. sylvestris
Lineage: Eukaryota; Viridiplantae; Streptophyta; Magnoliopsida; Lamiales; Oleaceae
Product: serine carboxypeptidase-like 45
Exons: 10
Coding region: 291-1697 (468 amino acids)
Biological process (GO): proteolysis
Cellular component (GO): vacuole
Molecular function (GO): serine-type carboxypeptidase activity
Source: RefSeq, a predicted model, not a curated record
UACAGAUCAAUCCAUCGAGCCCAAGCUCCCAAAAAAAAAAACCAACAAUUUGAAUUGGAUACAUUCAGCAGCAGAAGACACCUAGUCAUUCGGGAAAAACACACCUUUACUCUUUCAAAUCCACACCAAAGUCUCUAAAACUAGAAAAGUUAAUACAAUAAUGACAAUAAAAGAAGGGACUCUUUAUCUUUUCUAUAAUGCUUCCCGAGUAGAAUUUUAGCUGCCUCAGCUCUAUAUAUUUCUCUCAGCACUCUUAAAAUUUCUCUGCUCCAUAUACUGAAAUAAAAGUCAUGGCAUCUUUACAGUGUAAAACCAUGGCAUUGGCCAUAGCUUUAGCUUUACUACUACAAGUAUGCUUUUUCACCAAAGUGCAAUCUUACUCUACUUUGUCAUCAGCUGAAAAAGUCACUCAAUUACCCGGGCAGCCUCAAGUGAGUUUCCAGCAGUUUGCCGGUUAUGUGACUGUUGAUCAGAAGAAACAGAGAGCCCUCUUUUAUUAUUUUGUGGAAGCUGAAGUCGAUCCAGCUUCUAAACCUCUUGUCCUCUGGUUAAAUGGAGGGCCUGGUUGUUCAUCAUUGGGGGUUGGAGCAUUUUCUGAAAAUGGACCAUUUAGGCCAAGUGGGAAUGUGCUCGUCAGGAAUGAAUAUAGCUGGAAUAGAGAAGCAAAUGUACUGUAUUUGGAAUCUCCAAUUGGAGUGGGAUUCUCUUAUUCUACCGAUUCUUCCACUUAUGAAGGUGUAAAUGACAAAAUCACAGCCAGGGACAACAUGGUGUUCUUGCAAAAAUGGUUCCUCAAAUUCCCACAGUACAGGAAUAGAAGCUUGUAUAUCACUGGAGAAAGCUAUGCUGGCCACUAUAUUCCCCAGCUAGCAGAGAUUAUGCUCCAAUUCAACAAGAAAGGGAAUUUGUUCAACUUGAAAGGAAUUGCUCUAGGCAAUCCGGUAUUAGAAUUUGCAACUGAUUUUAACUCAAGAGCGGAGUAUUUCUGGUCUCAUGGAUUGAUAUCAGAUACAACAUAUAAAUUAUUCACGUCUGCUUGCAAUUAUUCACGAUACGUUAGCGAAUACUAUAGAGACGCUAUAUCACCACUAUGUUUCAGAGUAAUGAACCUUGUUACAUUGGAAACCAGUAAAUAUGUUGACAAAUACGACGUUACUCUCGAUGUUUGUAUAUCAUCCGUGCUCGCACAAUCCAAAAUUCUUAGUCCUAAGCAAGUCACAGAGACUGUAGAUGUAUGUGUUGAGGAUGAAACUGUAAAUUACUUGAAUAGACGAGAUGUUCAAAAGGCUCUCCAUGCACGUCUUGUAGGAGUCAACCGGUGGCUUGUUUGCAGCAAUGUGUUAGAUUAUGAGCUACUUGAUCUUGAAAUUCCUAUAAUCCCUGUUGUGGGUAGAAUCAUCAAAGCAGGAAUUCCAGUUUUGGUCUACAGUGGAGAUCAAGAUUCUGUGAUACCUUUAACUGGAAGUCGAACACUGGUUCAUAGGCUAGCAGAAGAAUUACGACUAAGAACAAGUACACCAUAUAGAGUAUGGUUUUCCGGGAUGCAGGUUGGUGGCUGGACUCAAGUCUAUGGUAAUAUCCUUUCGUUUGCCACAGUCAGAGGGGCGUCUCAUGAAGCUCCAUUCUCUCAGCCAGAGAGAUCCCUUGUGUUAUUCAAGGCAUUUCUGGAAGGCAGGCCUCUACCAGAAUCAUUCUGAUCUAACGAUCAGUUCAGUGUAAUGAAACAAGAAUGAGAUUGGCACAAAAUUCAAAGGCACAUGCCACCGUUAAUCUCUCACGGAUAAAUAUUACAUUUGUUCAUUAUUUUGAUUAGUCCUCCAAGAGAAAGUUGAGAUCAAAAUUGUUGUUAAAAAUUAUGACUAAAAAAGGGAAAGUGAUACUUAAUGCA